AUGGAUUUUGUGAUGGGAAGUGGUGGUAAUUCCGGUGAUGAACAAGAGGUUUUUCAAGGAUGUCCUCAUCCCGAUGACAAUCAACGGCGUCAAUUAGGCAGGGAAUUGGGUCUUGAUCCUAAGCAAAUUAAGUUUUGGUUUCAAAAUAAGAGAACUCAAACAAAGGUGGCUCAGAAUGAGAAAGCUGAUAACUCAGUUCUCCGGGCAGAAAAUGAAAGAAUCCAAGCUGAAAACUCAGCUAUCAGAGACGCCCUAAAGAAUGUGAUUUGCCCAUCAUGCGGUGGACCUCCCUGUGGAGAAGAAGAACGUCAACUUUGCCUACAGAAUUUGCAUUUGGACAAUGCUCGCUUGAAAGAAGAGCAUGAAAAGUUAUCCAACCUUCUUGCAAAAUUCAUAGGCAAACCAAUUCCACAUAUUGAUGCAUUGAUGCCUAUUCCUGGAUCAACAUUUGGUGCUUCAUUGCAACCAAAUUUUCAGAAUCAAGCAAUGGGGAGAGCUAAUCUCGAUCCUGAUCUUGGCUCGGGGCCACUGGACAACAUUUCGUUACCUUUUCAAUUUAAAGGAAUCACAGAUGUGGAGAAGACAAUCAUGGUAGAGACUGCUACUAAUGGAAUGGAUGAAUUGAUUAGGCUUCUUCGAAUCGAUGAACCCUUGUGGAACAAGUGCUUAACGGACGGAACAUAUGUUAUUAAUCGAGAUAGUUAUGAGAAGAUAUGCAUUAGGGCUAGUCACUUCAACAGUUCAAGUGCUCGCUUUGAGUCAUCAAAGGAUUCAAGGAUAGUGAAUAUGAAUGCAAUGCAAUUGAUUGACAACUUUUUAGAUUCGGAUAAAUGGGUGGAUAUAUUUCCAACAAUUGUUACAGAAGCAAGGACGAUUCAAGUUCUUGAAGAAGGAAUUCCGGGAAAUAGGAGCGGUUGCUUGCAAUUGAUGUAUGAGCAAAUGCACAUUCUGUCUCCCUUGGUGGCACCUCGAGAGUACUAUUUCCUUCGCCAUUGCCAGCAAAUUGAACAAGGGCUAUGGGUCAUGGUGGAUGUAUCUUGUGAUUGGCCACCCCAAGAAAAUAUUUCACCUUCUCGUUGUUGGAGGCUUCCUUCUGGUUGCAUGAUUCAAGAAAUGCCUAAUGGAUGUUCCAAUGUAACUUGGGUAGAACAUGUGGAAGUUGAUGAUAAAAGCCAAACUCAUCGGCUUUAUAGAGAUCUCAUGUGCAGUAGUUCUGCCUAUGGAGCAGAAAGGUGGGUUGUUACUCUUCAGAGGAUAUGUGAAAGACUAUCUUUCUCCAUGGAUGAAACCUUACCUACUCAUGAACUUGGAGGAGUGAUAAACUCGCCUGAAGGUAGAAAGAGCAUAAUGAAGCUAGGGCACAGAAUGGUGAAGAAUUUUUGUGGAAUUUUAAACAUGUCAAGCAAACUAGAUUUCCCUCAGUUAUCUGAAGUAAACAAUAGUGGCGUUAGAGUGGCUGUUCGCCAAAACAUACAAGAAGGCCAGCCCAGUGGAACCGUUGUCAGCGCGGCUACCUCUCUCUGGCUUCCACUCCCUACUCAGAAUAUCUUCAAUUUUUUCAAAGAUCCUAAAAUGCGAGUUCAUUGGGACACUCUUUCAAAUGGAAAUCCUGCAAAUGAGAUUGCACAUAUCUCAAAUGGUGCUCACCCGGGGAACUAUACUUCCAUUAUAAGGCCGUUCGUCCCAACUGAGAACAACAUGUUAAUGCUUCAAGAGAGUUACAUAGAUGUGUUAGGGUCGAUGAUUGUGUAUGCUCCGAUAGACAUACCAUCAGUGAACCUUGCUAUAAGCGGAAAGGAUUCUUCAGAUAUUGCAAUACUUCCAUCUGGUUUUAUAAUCUCUGGUGAUGGGCGUCCAGAUAACAACAAUGGAGCUUCAACUAGUUCAAACUCUGGAAGCCCCGCUGGUUCCAGUGCUGGUGGUUCACUUCUCACAGUGGCUCUUCAGAUAUUGGUUUCAUCUUCAAAGGAGGUCAACGUGGAAUCUGUGGCCACCGUCAACACCCUUAUCAGCUCCACUGUUCAGAGGAUAAAGGCCACUUUGAAUUGCUGUAAUUUGGAUUGA
Molecule: messenger RNA, 2064 nt
Organism: Pistacia vera
Lineage: Eukaryota; Viridiplantae; Streptophyta; Magnoliopsida; Sapindales; Anacardiaceae
Product: homeobox-leucine zipper protein ROC8-like
Exons: 10
Coding region: 1-2064 (687 amino acids)
Molecular function (GO): lipid binding; DNA binding
Source: RefSeq, a predicted model, not a curated record